AUUAUGGCAUUGACAGGUCUAAUCCAAUAUCAGCCACACAUUGGUGAUAGACUUCCCAAUAGUUCAAGUCACCAGAAGCAAUAGAUUCGAUCACAUUGCAAUUUUAUAUAUAUAUAUAUAUAUAUAUCAGCCAAACAUACUUUGUGCAUCUCUUAACCAAACGGCAAUGGCUACAGUGAUUGAGCAAUAUCAAGUUGCGCCACCUCCCGGUGGUGCAGCGGAGUUGACACUCCCUCUUACCUAUUUUGAUCAUAUGUGGUUUUCUUUCGGCCGUAUGCGACGGAUUUUAUUCUAUAAGUUUCCCAUUUCCAAACCCGAUUUCGUCCAAACCAUUAUUCCUACUCUUAAAGAUUCACUCUCCCUCGUUCUCAAACACUAUAUACCCUUAGCUGGCAACAUUGUUUGUCCACUAGAUUCGAGUGGUUAUCCUGAGUUGCGCUAUGUGAUGGGAGAUUCUGUGUCUGUCACCUUUUCUGAGACGGAUAUGGAUUUCAAUUAUCUCAUUGGUAACAAUCCCCGUAAUGCAAAGGAUUUUUAUCACUUUGUUCCUCAGUUGGCGAAAUCUAAGCACGCACCGGGGUUUCAAUUAGCUCCGGUCUUAGCCAUUCAAGUGACACUUUUCCCGAAUCAAGGCAUAUCCAUUGGUUCCAUUCACCAUCAUGCCGCUGGUGAUGGAGCUACCAUGGUAAAUUUCAUAAGAGCAUGGGGUUUACUCAACAAAUUUGGAGGAGAUGAACAAUUCUUGGGAAACGAGCUCAUUCCAAUUUAUGAUAGGUCCUUAAUAAAAGACCCUCAUGAACAAGGGAUAGCUAUAUGGGAUGAAAUCUUGAAGAAAUACAAGCCGGAAAUGCAUGACAUAAAUAUGAUUCCUCUUGAUAAAGUUAGAGGCACAUUUAUUAUAGGACGGGAUAACAUCACGAAGCUCAAGAACUUGAUAUUAUCAAGACGGCCGAGCCAAGCUCAUGUGACAUCUUUCACAAUAACAUGUGCUUAUGUUUGGACUUGCUUGAUAAAAUCAGAGACCGCAAUCCAGGAAGAAAUAGACGAGAAUGUUUUGGAGUUUUUCGGUUUUGUUGCAGAUUGCAGAUCGCGUCUCAAUCCACCACUUCCUCGUUCUUAUUUCGGGAAUUGCCUUGUCACACUCAUUACAAAAGCUAGUCGCCUUGACUUAGUUGGAAAGGAAGGCUUUACAAUUGCUGCGGAAUUAAUUGGAGAAACCAUCCAAAAUCGAAUGAAGGAUGAGGAAUAUAUCCUGACUGGAGAGUGGUUUAAAGAGUUUUGUACUAUAGAUUUGAAUCGGUCACUUUCAAUUGCUGGAUCACUAAAGUUUGACUUGUAUGUUGUUGAUUUUGGUUGGGGAAGGCCAGAAAAAGUAGAGUUUAUUUCUAUUGAUGGUGCUACUGGAAUAUCAAUGUCCCUCAGUAAGUCAAAGGAGUCUGAUGGAGAUUUAGAGGUUGGCUUGUCUUUGUCCGAAACUCGAAUGAGUGCUUUUGCUGCUAUAUUCACUCAUGGGCUAAGUUUUUUGUAAGAACUCUAUUUAAAAUUUAUUUUUAGCAAAAA
Molecule: messenger RNA, 1560 nt
Organism: Lycium ferocissimum
Lineage: Eukaryota; Viridiplantae; Streptophyta; Magnoliopsida; Solanales; Solanaceae
Product: phenolic glucoside malonyltransferase 1-like
Exons: 1
Coding region: 167-1528 (453 amino acids)
Source: RefSeq, a predicted model, not a curated record